ACUCGCCCGCCGAUCUGGGCCCUAUUAUCAAACGUUAUUUACCUAAAUUUGAUAUGUAUAAUAAAUAUUACCAAAACAAGCCAGUGUCGGAUCACAUAGUGACCACUCAUCUUGCAUAUUUUGAUCAAAUACGACAAAAACUCGGUAGUCGUUUGGAUCUCAACGAUUUGCUCAUAAAACCGGUGCAAAGAUUGCCAAAAUAUGAAUUGUUAUUCAGAGAAAUUGCCAAACAUGCUCGUGCAGCUGGACGUGAUGCUGAAGUUGUCGGCAUCGAGGAAGCUAUGCGCGUUAUGGGGAUGAUUUGCAAGGCUGCUAACGAAGCGAUGGAAUUACGUCGCUUGCAAAAAUUUGAGGGUAAAAUAACUGCGCAAGGCAAACUGCUGCUACAUGACAAAUUGACCUGCGUUGAAGAUGAGAAGAAUGCUGAACGUAAUGCCUAUAUGAUGCAAAAACCGCGUGAAUUGUAUGUUUUUCUAUUCGAGCAAAGUAUAAUUUUUGCGGAUAUUGAUGGCAAGAAGCUGCAGUAUAGUAGUCCAACAUAUACCUAUCGGUCGCAUAUACAGGUCAACAAAAUGCAGUUAGAAGAAUUACCAAAUAAUCGUUUUCUGCUCAAAUCAACUGAUCCAAAUAAACCCGGUUUGAAUAUAGUUUGCUAUGCGGCCACAGUGGAUUUAACCAAUGAAUGGUUGCGCAUCAUACGCAAUAUACUGCAGUCACAACACGAUUUCCUUAGGGCAAUCACCAGUCCUAUCGAAUAUCAACAGCAGCAACAGCAACAGAAUUAAAAUUCGACAAGCAAACAAAAAGAACAAAAACAUAAACAAAACAGCAAUCAUGUACAAUUAUUUGCAACAAAGCAUUUCGUGGAAAUUUAUAAAAAAAAGAAACUAUGUAUUAAUACAAUACUUGAUAUUUGAAAUCUACAUGCAUUGUAAUCAAGGCAAAAGGAAAACAUUUUUAAACGAGAACGAAGUAUGGGUGUGUGUGUGUAGCAAAAGAAAUUUGUAAUGGAAAUGCAAAGCAAAGAUGUAAAAAAACAAGGAAGGCGCCAUGCCACGCUGUUUUACUAAGACACGCUUUUAUAUACAUACAUAUAAAUUCUAACAAAUAUUUUAAAUGUUCUACUGUUCUGUUGAUAGAUACCCUUUGUAGUUAUUAGUUGAGAAAAAGACUACAUAUAAAACUCUCGCCAAUUUCAACCUAUAUAUUUAUCUAAAACUAUUCAAUUCUUUUUUAGUACUACAGGUGCAUUUGAUUUAUGUAUAUAAAUAUGUAGAUCUAUACAUAUUUAUUAUUUGCAAUAAGUAUUAGCCCAUAGUCUGGCUGUAGUAUUUGAGUUUGGCACAACAGCCGAAUGCUUACGAUAUGUGCAAGCCUAGUUUUAUCGAUGAACAAAAUAUACAUACAUAUAUGUUUAUGUAUGUAUGUAUUUAUGCAUUAUUAAUGCGCAUCUGCUGUCAACAGAAAAAGCUAUUUAAAACAAAAAACAAAAGAAUUAAUUCUAGUAUAGAUUUCCCCCCAAAAAAAAAAUACAAAAACGCAUGCAACCUGCGUUCGAUAUUAUAUGUAAUUUAAUUUAAUUAUUUUAAUUUUUUCUAAUAGCGAAAAAAUCUAUGUCUAAAUAUUAAUAAAGCGACAAGUUAUAAUUGUAAUAUGAAUUAAAUGGAAAGUUGAUAAAGUUGGAAUACUAAGCUAAAAAAAUAUAAAUUAAGUGAUCCUAACGAGUGAUUUAUGCUGCUAAGAAAUUAAAAAUAUGUACUAUGUAAUUUAAUUUAACUCAUUUCUUUUAUAAACUUACGUAUACCUUUACUAAGUAAAAAUACAGAAAAUUAAAAUAGAAAAUUAAAUGUUUCUUUUCAAUGAUUUUUUAUUUCUUUUUUCUUUUUUGCAAAAAAGUGUGUUGGCCAUUUGUUAUGAAAUCGUUUGUUGAGUCAACAAUUAGAAAUUGGCAUAACGAUGGAUGAUAAAUAACAAAUUUAGUUUAAAUUUAAUAGGAAAAUGUUAAGUUUUGCAAAUGCAAGCAGUUUAAGUUUUUUUUUUUGUUUUGGCACACAAACGAAUGCAAUGAAACAUGCGCUUGAUUUGAAACAGAAAUAAAUGCAAAACGUAUCAAAGUGCUAGGGCAUAAAAACUAAAUUUGAAUUUAUAAAUAUAACAUAAUUAAGUAUGAACAUGAUCAGAAACUACAUCAUAGUUGGACUAUAAAAAAAGAAAUGGCAAAUCAAAUUAUGUAUGCAUAUGCAAAAGUGUACAUGGGUAUGUAUGUAAGUGAAGUGUGUACUAUUUAAGUCGAGCAUCUAUCUAAAUAUCGUAAGUGUGAUUCGAGUACGGGAACAUUAAAGUUAAUAACGCUAAGGGCACAAUGUACAGUUAAACAUUUAAGUAUUAGAAAAAAAACAAAGGUUAAACAUCAAAUGUCUAAGUAUAGGUAAGUGUUUGAAGUAAGGGAUAAAGCUACAAAAAACGUCUUUUAUUUAAGUUUUUAACCUUUUUAAUUUUUAGCACUUUUUUUGUUUAUUGAGCUAUGUAGUAUAUAAUUUAAAUUUCUUUCAAUUUAUUAGGGUAGUUGAUGAGUAAUAAAUUAAUGUAUAUGGAAAAGCAGCCAGAACUCUAAUCGGUCAUAGAAAUUGAGGCAAAUAUGCGGUUAGUCAACAUAAUGCUCGCUUGCUGUAAGAACGUCGUAAUCCAUAAAAAAAAUUUUUGAGUUAAGUAUGCAGGAAUGACCGUUAAAAAUUCUUUACGAUAUCUUUCAACUGUGUCUCAUUUCGAAGGCAAUGCAUCUAUAAAUACAUAUUUUAAUUUUACUCUUUUUACUUAAAAAAAAAUGGGUAUGUGCGAGUUAAUUAAUAAUUACCGCAAUAUUGCAACUUUGUAGCUUUCUUGAUACUCUGUUGCUGAUGCUCAACGGAAUUCAUCUAAGGUGGUGUUGCUAGCACAGCUGGGCCCGAAUCGCGGCAUUGGUGAUCGAGUGAUUAUUCGUUUCGAAUCGAAUCAAAUAAAAUGGCAGCUGUUUUCUCCACAAUACAAUUUGAAUGCGCGAUGCACACUCGCUAUCCAACGCCGUGAUCUCAGAAGCCAAUUUCGAUUCGAGUUGCGGUCGAUAACGAAUGCCGCGGUUCGGGCCCAUAUUUUAUUCGCCUCUGUAUGUCGAAACUUCUUAUGAGUGAUCGAGAAAGUGAGAGUUUGAAUUGAGUUGAGCGAAUAAUAGCUGAAAUUUGGCAGUUGUGUAACGAAAGUAAAAACAAAAUACUUUGUUUGGGAGUUUUAUAUUUAAUUUUUUAGCUUUUAUUUAAUUUUCUUCAAUGGGAAUGGCAGAAAUGCAUCAAAGCAUCAGCCUCUUUUAUUUGUUGACUGUUGCUUUGGCUUGAUGCAUUUCUGAACGCAUCAGACAGAAAUGUGUCCUUCCUCGCAAGUUCAUCUGCCAUGCAAAUUACUUUCUAUUUAUGUAUGUCUCCAUGACCUUACCCACAUCUCGCGGGUGGAUAGUGAAUUCAGUAGCCAAUUUUUAAUUGACUUAUGCAUUCCAUUGACCUGAUAGUUCCUUGGCUAUCAGCAAAGAUAAUUACUGAAGGCAGGUUGAAAAAGGAGUCGGACAAGUCCAAGAGAAAGCGCCGCAGUGGUCUGACAGCCUAUAACAGAUGUUCAAUGAGAGGUCUUUCGAGUGUAUCCCGCUUCCUACUCUUAGAUUUAGUUUAUAUCCAUCUGUGUAUAAGGCUGUGGAGUCAUCUUUUGGGCCCAAGACCGACUCAUCUUCUCAAUCGUUUCUGAAAGGAAUACGCGUGAAGAGUUUGUUCUCAAGAUUGAGAGGAGGUGUAGUGUUGUCUGGGGACCUUAAAGGUGCGGGUAUCCCUAUUUUUGUAAUGCAGCUAGUCUUAUGGCAUUGCAGCUUGCCUGAAAUUGUGCAAAAAAGUGCUCGGGCAGAAAGUUGAGUAAGCCUAAGAACUUUUGUAUGAUUGUAGAUUGAGCUGUAAAGGGCUCUAGAUCUUCAAUGUGUUGUUUGGUUUGCUUUAACAGUGAAAUAAAAGCAGACUUUUUCAAUAUGUACAUUCGGAGGUUUGCAAAUGUCUGCCGGGGAGCGACCGCUAUUAGAAAAAAUAACUUGUUUUUGAAUGUUCCUCGACCCAGGGAUCGAACCCUAGACGUACCGGGUGGCAAUGCGCUGCUCUAGCCACUCAACCGCGCGCUAAUUUUAAUUUUGUAACCCGAUUAAAUUAGUUUUGAGUCAGAAAAAAUAAUCAAAAAUUAUGACAUUUGAGCAAAAGGAUAAUCAAAAUGCAAAGCUAUGGGCAGUGCUGAUUUACAUUUUUCUGUUUGCAUUCGAAAUACAAAUAUUUUGUUGCAUUUAUUUUUGUUUUUUUUUUUCAAAAACAGUUGCACUCUUUGUCGCACUUUUGUCUGUGAGAGUAAAGUUUUUCGAUCGCGCAAAGAAUAUAAUAUAUUAUAGCAAAGAAAAUUUUAUCUCGUCUAUUUAUAUGCAUAAUACUUGCAUAUGGAAGUAUGUAUGUAUAUACAUAUACAUAUAUAUUCAAUAAGUAAUUAAAGCUAAAGUUUAACAUUAUUCUGAAGAAAAAAAUGCGAUGCAGGUUUAUAUGUAUGUAUAUGUAAAUCUGGGAAGUUAAAGAUUAAUAGAACGUAUUGCUAAGGGAAUGAAUAUGGAUAUUGAUAUGUAUUUUUUUACUCAAUUAUGUACUAACGGUUCAACUAAUUAAGAAUACGAAAUACAAGUAAAUAAGGAAUCUUGCUUUCGACUGUAUGGGGCAUACAUACAUACAUACUUACUUAAGUAAAUGUGUAUUUAAAAUUCAUAAAACUCUUGCAUAAUAAAAACCUGGUAAAAAUUGUGAAGCCAUGCAUACGUACAUAAGGUUUAUAAGUAAAUGUGUAUGCAAGUAUGUAUGUACGAUGUUUGUAGUAAGCGCUUAAGAAAGAAAGCAUGUAAUUUAAUUGAAUGUGGAAAAUGGCAUGCUGGAGUUUAUCACAUCAUUUAAGUGCAAUCCCUUAACAUUUCGUAUAAAAUUUAGCAGAAUUUUAAAUUAAAGUUAUUAUUCUUUUUUUUGGUAGGAUGUUAUAAUCUGAUGUAUUUAUGUACAUAAACUUGGGUUAAAAGUUUUGUUAAGCGCAGCCAAGUAGUAUCUAGUAAAAAAAAAUUUCAUAAUUUGGCAUAGCCCAUUCCGAUUAACACCGAUCAAACCCUUUAUCAGUGUCCUCCAUGAUUACACCACGCGAUAUUGAUUCUGGAAUUUUUCAUCGUAUUAGGUAUGUAAAUAAAAAUUUUACGUUUUUGAUAUUUAAUAUGUAUUCACCUCACAGAAAUAUUGGGGUCAACACUUUGUAGUAAUUUAUUGCAAAAAAAAAACACGGGAAACCCUCUUUUCAUCAUGCGAUUAGCGCGCGCUUAUUAUAUAUUUAUUAUUUCCGACAAAUUGGAAAUUUUGAGUUAUCUAAUACGUAGGCAAGAUUUCGGAAGGAGAGUGAAAAAUUUUUAAGCGACAACUUAAAGGCGAGACAAACAAUGCAUAGAGGCUUCGCACAGUGGGUAAUAUCGAAAAAAAAUUCCAGACAUGGCGCACAGUGUACAA
This is a messenger RNA of Rhagoletis zephyria (snowberry fruit fly), 5579 nucleotides long. Its product is annotated as rho guanine nucleotide exchange factor 25-like. Gene Ontology annotation, molecular function: guanyl-nucleotide exchange factor activity. NCBI's taxonomy places the organism in Eukaryota, Metazoa, Arthropoda, Insecta, Diptera, Tephritidae. The record is from RefSeq and is a predicted model, not a curated record. Gene Ontology annotation, cellular component: cytoplasm; extrinsic component of membrane. Gene Ontology annotation, biological process: axon guidance.